Molecule: messenger RNA, 1888 nt
Organism: Blastomyces dermatitidis ER-3
Lineage: Eukaryota; Fungi; Ascomycota; Eurotiomycetes; Onygenales; Ajellomycetaceae
Exons: 2
Coding region: 559-1311 (250 amino acids)
Source: RefSeq, a predicted model, not a curated record
UUUACAGUCCACAAGAGCGGAAGUUGACUGCGCACAGUGGUUCGUCGCGUUGGAGUGAAAGUUACAAGCCUAUUUGCCACGUGAUCACGCGUCUCGGAGCAGCGCGCAGCAUUGGAACAGCUCUGUCCUUUGACAGAGAUGAUUAUAGCAAAACGCGGCACGAGAUACUUUGCAGAAAUUUUUGCAUUUUGCCGAUUCAUCAAGAAUCGCUUUUGAGUUGAGCCCAUGGAAUUGAGGAAGCUCAUAGAUGGCGAGACUGAAAGGCUUUAACUUACCGGAGUUAAGAUAUUCCUUCAUAAAGACCAAUCAACACCUUUGGAUAUCCCAUGCCACACCACUACACACCCCAUCCAGCUAGAAAAAGAGCUACUCGCGAGACUAAAGACAGCUCGCGACGAGGUUGGGUGAAUGACUUACCUAUCUGCAGACCUACAUAUCCACGCAUUUAUAUGUGGUCAGCUCUCUCAAUCGCUCCUAACCGUGUCUGUAUAGUUACACACUUUAUACCCCAUUGUACCCAGUUAAAGCCCGGCUACUCGUACAGGUCCUUCAUCCACCAUGGGUCUCAAGCGCAAGGCGUCCUUCACCUCCAUUACCUCCCCAAGGAGCCACAGCUCCCCAACCUACCAUAACCACAACCACAACAACAACCAGACCUCCCCAAUCCAAAUGCCAUUCCUAGGCACCGCAACAGUCACCGUCGACGAGCCCCCGCGACACCUCCAUAGCCGCACGCGCAAACGGUUCCGCAACGACCGCCCGGACGACCAGAGCAUAUACGAUAAAACCCUCCAAUGGCUAUUUUCCGCCCAGCGGAAACCAAACGUAUCGCAGAAUAACCUAGAAUCCACGCUGGCGGCUUCUACCGCUGAUGAUCCCCCCAAUGAACAACAGCCAUCACCACCACCCUUAGAUCCCAAUCAGCAGACGCUGCAGAGAUUCUUCCAGCCCGUUCGCAGUUCACGAAAUGCCCAGAACCAGGACUAUAACCAUGGAUUCAAGGCUGUAGUGCUUCCAGCUGCCACACCCACACAGCAUUUAGCAAAUAAUGGUGUAUCGAUAUCGAAUCCUACACAGCCGGUUGAGGGGAUGGGUAUGAAUAAUACGGGUCUGGACGUCAACAUGGACAUGGAUAUGGAUGGGGGUUGUGGGGGUAUGGAGGGCUUCGUGCCGGUGCAUGUGUUGAUGGCCCUAGAGCAGGGGCAGGGGCAAGUACAUGCACAUCAUCGUCAUCAUUAUCAUCAACAACAACAACAGCAACAACUGCACGAGCAGGAUAGGCGAUGGGUUGGUGGUAUCGGAUGGAUGUAGUUUGUGUGUGCCUAUUGGGUUGGGGGGUUUAUGUCUCUUAAUUGCUUAUUUCUUAUUGAUUGAGGUUUUGUGUCACUGCUGUAUAUAUAUAUGGGCGUGCGGCGUUCUUUUUUUGGGUCGGAUGUCUGAUAUGUUUUUAGCCCUUCGAAACGGAGCAAGUUCGUUCAUUUGGGAUGUGAGGUCCUGCUGCUUGCGGGUAUGUUCUUCUUGUCUCCCUUGCCAUUAUAUAUCGGUAGAUGUCAGCUGGAAUCAUAGAAGUAGAUGUACGAAGAACAUUUGAAGCACAGAAGAGGCGCCGUUUUUGAAUUCUCUUGAACUGAAAUUGCUCAAGAGAUGUUGCAUAAGAGCAUGGAUAGCACCCGAUGCAUAGAAAUAUGUACAUCCCCUUCGAAAGAAGAAAUUGUAUUAAUAGAUUCUUCUCAAUGUGGCGUAUUCUAUAUAUCCAACAGACAGCCAACAUCAAACUGUGGCGCAACCAUUUAUCAUAAGGGUCGAGUGUGGUUUAACGGGUUUUCAACGGUCAAGAAGAACAGAGCUAACUAGACAUGUUGUUAUGAAUAAAUGUAGAUAACUAAAU